Molecule: messenger RNA, 279 nt
Organism: Pseudozyma hubeiensis SY62
Lineage: Eukaryota; Fungi; Basidiomycota; Ustilaginomycetes; Ustilaginales; Ustilaginaceae
Exons: 1
Coding region: 1-279 (92 amino acids)
Source: RefSeq, a predicted model, not a curated record
AUGGAACGAGGCUGUUUCGCGGCCCGAGAAGGUUCGCAGUUCACCAUCCGAAGCUGGUCGUCAUUUGCAAUCGCUAACGCGAAAGCAGCAUUGGACCUACCGAGCGCAAAGCUCGCGCUUCCGCACGCUGAUAUGUGGAGCCUAGCACCUGAAACGAAUCAAAAAGGAAUCAAAGGUAGAAUUCGUUCAAGCGGCUUCUUCACCGCCCGGCCAUGCCGUCAGCGCAAAGAGCUGCUCGAUGACGACCAUUCAAGAAUCAACGAGACGGCCCGGGCAUGA